AUGUCGUUGUACAACUUCAAGAAAAUUGCUGUAGUUCCUACAGCAAAGGACUUCAUUGACAUAAUAUUGUCAAAAACCCAAAGGAAAACUCCCACAGUAGUACACAAGCAAUACAAAAUCACCCGUAUCAGAGCGUUCUAUAUGCGAAAAGUGAAAUACUCCCAGCAGAGUUUCCAUGAUAGACUUACCCAAAUCCUAACAGAAUUUCCUAAACUGGAUGAUGUCCAUCCAUUCUAUGCUGACUUGAUGAAUGUCUUGUAUGAUAAAGAUCACUACAAGCUAGCUCUGGGUCAAAUAAAUACAGCUAGACAUCUAAUAGACAAUGUUGCAAAAGAUUAUGUAAGACUAUUGAAAUAUGGUGACUCACUCUACAGAUGUAAACAGCUCAAAAGGGCUGCUCUUGGACGUAUGGCUACCAUAAUGAAGAGGCAGGGAUCUAAUCUCACUUACUUGGAGCAAGUUAGGCAGCAUUUAGCUCGUCUACCAUCCAUAGAUCCUUAUACAAGAACCAUAAUUAUAUGUGGGUUUCCAAAUGUUGGAAAAUCAUCAUUCAUCAAUAAAAUUACCAGAGCUGAUGUAGAAGUCCAACCUUAUGCUUUCACCACCAAAUCCCUCUAUGUAGGUCACACUGAUUACAAAUAUCUCAGGUGGCAAGUUAUUGACACUCCUGGAAUUCUGGAUCAUUCACUGGAAGAGCGCAAUGUUAUUGAAAUGCAAGCUGUAACUGCUCUGGCACAUCUAAGAGCUUGUGUCCUGUACUUUUUGGACCCUUCUGAACAGUGUGGGCAUUCCCUUGAUGAACAAGUCAAACUGUUUGAGUCUAUCAAACCUCUUUUUGCUAACAAGCCUCUCAUUGUUGUUGCCAAUAAAUCUGAUAUCAUCACAUUGGAUGAGCUACCAGCAGAGCGUAGAGCUGUAGUCAAAGAGCUGGAGGAUGAUAAGGAUUUGACCCUGUUGGAAAUGUCAACAGUCACAGAUACUGGGGUGAUGGAAGUGAAAACUGAGGCAUGUGAGAAGUUGCUGAGUUACAGGGUUGAUCAGAAAAUGAGAACUAAGAAAGUCGACGGAGUGCUGAACCGGCUGCACGUUGCCCUCCCAAAGCCGCGCGACGACAAGCCCCGCCCCCCUUGCAUCCCCGACACCGUAUUGGCCAAGAAGCAGCUCACCGCCGAGAAGCGCAAGCGCAAACUCGAGCGCGACAUCGAGAUCGAAGAGGGCGACGACUACGUGCUCGACCUCGCCAAGCACUACACGGACAUACCCGAGGAAGAACGACACGAUAUCAUCCCUGAAAUCUGGGAGGGGCACAAUGUGGCCGAUUACAUCGAUCCGGAUAUUUUCGAGAAGUUGGCUGAGUUGGAGAGAGAAGAAGAAUUGAGAGAGGAGACCGGGAUGUACGUGGUGCCGAAGAUCGAGCUGGACGAUACGAUGCGGGAGAUUCAGAAGUUGGCGCUGCAGAUCAGGCACAAGAAGGCUAUUAUCAAGGACGAGGCUAGGAUCAAUAAGCAGAGUAGGAAGCCGGUUAUGCCGAGGACUGCCGGCUCCAAGGUUAGAGAUCGUUCUGUAUCGAGACUGCGUGACGACAUGGCCAAACUGGGGGUCGACCUGUCACAAUCCGGAGACGCCAACUUCACCAAAACCAAGCAGAGAAGCCGCUCCAUGGGCACCCCUGCUAAACGAGCGAGAAUGGAUACCAGCGAGAGCACUUCUCUCACCAGGUCUAGAUCGUUAUCGAAACCGCCGAGAAACGAACAGGGAGUGAAGGACGUCGCUAUGAAGAACAAGCUGGCCAAGAUCGCUCACAGGGCGAUCAGCAAGAAGGUGAAGAGGUACGGUCUCAAGGGAGAAGCCGACAGAUUCAUCGGCACCAAGAUGCCCAGACAUUUGUUCUCCGGAAAGAGAGGAGUGGGAAAAACGGACAGAAGAUAA
Messenger RNA from Phaedon cochleariae (mustard beetle), 1929 nucleotides. The record is from the annotation of a GenBank genome assembly. NCBI's taxonomy places the organism in Eukaryota, Metazoa, Arthropoda, Insecta, Coleoptera, Chrysomelidae.